GUCCUAUCCCCAAGCUCCCCUCAAUUUACUUUCCGGUCUCGAGGGUCACAAUUCAUACCUGAGCGGUCUUGGAACGUCACAAAUGACGAGGCGGAACGAGAGAGCCGGACCUGUACUCAUCCAGCGAACCCUAUAUCACCUAUAUCACCCCGCGAUAUUUUCUGCCAAGAUGCGGCUUCUAUGAAAUCCGUACUCCGUUGGUCAAAGUUGGUAGAAGUCGGUUUUUGGUUAACUUCCGUUGUCAAACCUUGCAUGAUGUAGAGCGAAUAGUACGCGGCAGUAGCGGGGCCGAAGUUGAGCUAUAUAGUAAGUAGCAAGCUCGUAAUUGAAUGAGUUAAAUCUUACUCUAUUUCUUCUCCUUGCUUUCUCUCUACCCAUCUCAUGUAGGAAGUGUCAUAGCUACCUACUUCUCCAUACUCCCAUAUUUCCCAUUUCGCUCCAUCGGGUUACCUUCAAAAUGGCAGAUAUCGACGUGGAAAAGGUCCUCAAAAAGCUUUCUAUGAGCGACAAGGUCGAUCUUCUAGCAGGUAUAGACUUUUGGCAUACGAAGGGGCUUCCAGAGCACGGCAUCCCUUCGCUACGCUUGACUGACGGACCUAACGGCGUUCGCGGCACCAAAUUCUUCAAUGGCGUCAAGGCUGCCUGCUUCCCUUGUGGGACAGCGUUAGGUGCUACCUUCAACCUAGAACUUCUGGAGGAAGCUGGGAAGAAGAUGGGAGAGGAGGCUAAGGUCAAAGGAGCACACGCAAUUUUGGGACCUACUAUAAAUAUGCAGCGAGGUCCCCUCGGUGGGAGAGGAUUCGAAUCGCUCGGUGAAGACCCAUUCCUAGCUGGUCUAGGAGCCGCGGCCAUUGUCAGGGGCAUUCAAUCGACGGGGAUCCAAGCUACCAUCAAGCAUUUCGUCUGUAACGACCACGAACACAAGCGAAAUGCAGUGCAAGCUAUCAUAACAGAACGAGCUUUGCGUGAAAUCUACGCACUGCCAUUCCAGCUAGUAGCCAGAGAUGCGAACCCGGGUUCAUUUAUGACGGGUUACAACGGGGUGAACGGGACUUACUGUUCUGAGAACCCUAAACUUCUAGAUAAAAUGCUUCGUAGUGAGUGGGGCUGGGAUGGGAUGGUCAUGAGCGACUGGUACGGCACCUACUCAACGACAGAGGCGGCAUUGGCUGGCCUCGAUCUUGAGAUGCCUGGUCCUCCACGAUUCAGGGGCGAACCUCUGAAGUUCAACGUUUCAACCGACAAGGUUCGGAAGCAUAUUUUGGAUCAGCGAGUGAAGGCGAUGUUGGAAUUCGUCAAGAAAUGUGCUGCUAGUGGUGUGAAAGAAAAUGCUCCUGAAGGCACAGCUGAUACCCCUGAGACGGCUGCACUGUUACGGCGGAUAGGUAAUGAAGGGAUAGUGUUGCUGAAGAACGAUAAUAAGAUUCUUCCCCUGAAGAAGGACAAGAAGACUGUUGUCAUCGGACCCAACUCCAAGGUUGCAACAUACCAUGGAGGUGGAUCCGCAUCUUUAGCUGCGUAUUACGCUGUAACCCCGUUUAACGGUAUCAGCAGCAAGCUAUCUUCACCACCAGAAUACACCAUCGGCCAAUAUUCGCACAAGCUACUUCCUCUACUCGGAUAUUCUACCACAUCAACAAAUGGCGAACCAGGAGUGACUAUGAAAGUUUAUGUAGAUGGCCCAGAGGUUCCGAAUAGAAAACCUGUCGACCAGUUUGAGUUACUGAAGACGGAGAUGCUCCUCAUUGAUUACGAAAACCCAAAUCUAAAGGGUCCUCUAUGGUAUGCGACCCUCGAAGGAUCUUUGGUUGCCGAAGAAGACGCCAAGUGGGAAUUCGGCGUGGUCGUAUCCGGAUCGGCUAAUCUCUACAUCAAUGACGAGUUAGUCGUUGAUAAUACCACGAAACAGACACUGGGAGAUGCGUUCUUUGGCAGUGCCACUGUAGAGGAGAAGGGUUUCUAUAAAUUCGAAAAAGGCAAGACAUACAACUUUAAGGUCACAUUUGGAUCGAGCCCGACAUCCAAGCUUGGAGGUGGUGCAGUUCUUCUCAGUGGCGGUGCGCUUAGGGUCGGUGGUUGCAAAGUCAUCGACCCUAAGGCCGAGAUUGCUCAUGCCGUCGAGCUAGCUAAGGGUGCUGACCAAGUCAUCGUAUGUGCUGGUCUCAACGCUGAAUGGGAGACCGAAGGCAACGACCGUGCUGAUAUGAGCCUCCCUCCUGGUUCGGAUGAUCUGAUCGCGGCUGUCGCAAAAGCCAACCCCAACACGGUCGUUGUUAUGCAAUCUGGUACUCCGGUAGAGAUGCCCUGGAUCAGGGAUGUGAAUGCUCUCAUCCACGCUUGGUAUGGCGGGAAUGAGACAGGCAACACGAUCGCGGAUGUUCUCUUCGGCGAUGUAAAUCCAUCAGGGAAGCUCAGCUUGAGUUUCCCGGUUCGUGUCCAGCAAAAUCCUGCGUAUUUAAACUACCGGACCGAGGGUGGUCGGGUGUUAUACGGCGAGGAUGUCUAUAUUGGCUACCGCUACUACGAAUCCGUCGACAUCCAGCUCCUAUUCCCUUUCGGACACGGUCUCAGCUAUACGACCUUCCACUUCUCAGAUUUGUCGGUGACAGACAAAGAUGGAGAGCUGAAUGUAUCGCUUGUAGUCAAGAACACCGGUGGCGUAAAGGGUGCCGAGGUUGCCCAGGUGUACGUGGCUCCAAAGCAGAAAGCUAAGGUAAAUCGACCUGUGAAGGAGCUUAAAGGCUUUGCCAAGGUGGAGCUGGAUCCGGGUGAGAGUAAGACUGUAACGGUGAAGGUAGAGACGAAAUACGCGGUUAGUUACUGGGAUGAGGAACGUGAUGAGUGGUGCACCGAGGAGGGCGAGUAUGAAGUUAUAGUGGCUAACUGUAGUGACGUGACACCAGAAAGGUCUAUCAGGGGUUCGUUCAAGGUGGCCGAGACUUUCUGGUGGUCUGGACUAUGAGAUUCUUGAACAACAUACCUAGGUAUAGAUUUGACAAUGGAAUGAUAUGAGUCCAAUGUUACGUUAUGAUGACAACUAUGAGCGACUGAUAUGAUAAGACCCCAACCAUAAUUGAUUUUCGCUUCACGACUGACUUGACUUAUGACUUUAUUCCCAUUCGAUGAUGGCCAAGAGAACAGACGGGAGCUUUGGUAUUCGAAUCCCGCAGUUUUACUCCGUGUAACAGUGCACCAGACAAUGAUAGAUGGAUUACUUAUAAAAGCAGGUUUCUAAAACGGAAUAGUAUAGCUCUGUCGUCAUAUUUUCUAGUUUUGAAGUUGUAU
This is a messenger RNA of Annulohypoxylon truncatum, 3285 nucleotides long. Its product is annotated as glycoside hydrolase family 3 protein. The transcript is spliced from 2 exons. Gene Ontology annotation, molecular function: beta-glucosidase activity. Gene Ontology annotation, biological process: glucan catabolic process. The record is from RefSeq and is a predicted model, not a curated record. Bases 458 to 2962 code for a protein of 834 amino acids. Lineage: Eukaryota; Fungi; Ascomycota; Sordariomycetes; Xylariales; Hypoxylaceae.